AUGUCCAAACGAGCGGUGCCUUUCACCGAUGAGAACUUGCCCGUGGAGCCGCAACACGACGACAGGGACCACAUUCUCGCCUCGUUCAACGAAAACCCGCGCAGACCUGUCUGGACCGACUUGAGGAUUGACUAUUUUUGUACCAACCAGUGGAAAUUUCUGGCUCCAGUUCUCAAGGUUGCCACCAGCCUCCAGUACAAUCACGACUUCGAAGAGGCCAUUAUCCUGCCCUUCGUCAAAUGCUACGAUGUCGGCUCCGACAGAGGCGGGUUUGGCCAGGUGCACAAAUACGCGAUUCAUCCGAAUCAUCUGGACGACCCGGAGAAGGCAGUGCGCUACGAGCACGUUGCCAUCAAGGAGAUCCAGCCAAGGAUCGAGAAGGACUGGCAGGGCAUGGUCAAGGGCUGGGAGCACGAGGCGAGCAUCCUGCAGCAAAUGAACGCGCUCCAGCAAGAGCACAUCGUCCGGUUUCUCACGGCCUUUCGGCACGGCGACAAGGGCAAGGAAAAGCACUAUCUCAUGUUUGAAUGGGCCGAUGGCGGCAAUCUGCUGAACCUGUGGAAGACGCCCAACCAGCCGUUGACGCCCUCGCUCGUCAAGGCGACAAUCAAGCAACUCUUGGGACUUGCCAGUGCGCUCUGCGCAGCCCAUUACCCUCAGCACGGGCCGACAUUCCGUCAUGGCGACUUGAAACCCGCCAACAUCCUAUGGUUCAAGGACGGCGACAGCAGCGAUGGGAUUGGGACCCUCAAGAUAGCAGAUUGGGGGCUCGCCAAGGAGCACAAUAUCCUCACAGUGCUCCGAACGAACAAAACAUCGACCGAGUACGGAACUCGCCGCUACGAGCCGCCCGAGGAAGAGACGGGAUUGGGGUUCAUCGUCUGGUUACUCCACGGCCCGGACGGGCUCAGGAGGUUCAACCACGAGGUGCGCUUGGGGUACUCCGAUGGGGGCCCAUUCUACCAGACCAGAGUCGAGAACGGCGUCACGGUCGCUCGCGUCCACGAUGUCGCUGUGGAGUGGAUGAACCGCAUGGCCAAGGACCCGCGUUGCCAGGUCGGCCGAACAGCGCUCGGCGACCUCCUGGAGCUGGUGCAAACCCGCCUCCUGGUUGUCGCGAUGCCGGACAGACUCGGGACGUCUGAAUGGUCGCCCAUGUCAAACCUGAGUCCCAUGGAAAGAUCCGGAACAUCGAUGGUACACGGGCUUCCGACUCCCGUGUCGCCUGGUGGCGACAUAAAGUUGCCGCCAGCUACGGAAGUGCCGGGGAUUGUCGUCUCCGGACCCGAGUCUUCGCUUCGUCAGAGGCCAGCUCCUCCGCCCUCCCCCGACUUGUUCUCUGGAUCAGGGCGUAGACGGGCUCACGCAAAAGAGUUCAAGCAGCGAAUGGAGCACAUCUAUCUGGAAGCCGACAAUGACAGCUACUGGCUCCCUGACGAACCCGGACUACCGUCGUCUCCGGCUCUCGAGGUAGUGCUGAGAGACAAGAGCCAGUGCAACCUGGAAGACACAGGACAGAGUUUGCGAACGUCGGAUUGGCAGCGACGACUUAAUGAACCCUCGAUGACGACGGGUAGACUCACGCUGCCCUCGCUGGAGCGGGUCGACUAUGGAAACUAUGAACUAGACAACAUCUGGGAGCGAUCGGUCGACAACGAACUCGCCGCCGAAAUCUUCUCUGCAGCUCAGACAACAUCGGCAGCUGCUCGCCAGCCCGAGGUUGUGCCAUCAUCCAAUCUAUGCAAAACAUGCCAAACACUCCGUGACGGAAUCUGGGAACCGGCGUUCAGUCAGAACUACCAACGCUCGGAUCUGGAAGCAGCUUCCGAGGCGAGGUCGUGCGAUCUGUGUGGGCUCCUCUGGCGUGCCUGCCAGCGCCUCCACGCUACCAAAGCCACGAGCAUCCUCGUCAAGAGGGAGGGCUCCUACAUUAAGCUGAACUCGAUACCGGAGCCUGCGCUGUCCAUCCUCAGGAGUCCAGAUCUCAGCACGCCGAUCGACAAUGUGAUCCAAAUCGGCUUCCCCGGAAGCAUCCAAGCGGCUUCCCCCGAAACGCAGUUCGAGAUCAUUAGGAAGUGGCUGUCCCACUGCGACGCCAAGCACGCCUGCUGCAGACCGCCCCCAAGCCCCCUAUCCGACACCCAAGCGAACACCAACAACCGCCUCCCGACGCGCCUCAUCGAGGUAGGCCAGCCGGGCGACAGCCACGUGCGCCUCAUCGAGACGGAGAAGACGCAGCCGCACGGCGCCAGCACCGGCGCCAGCGGCGGCGGCGGCGUUGCCUGGUUCGCCCUCUCGCACCAAUGGGGACCGGGCCCGCACUUCCUCACAACAACCUCCAAUCUAGCCGCCCACCUGCGCGGCAUCGCGGUGGACGCGCUGCCCGCGACCUUCCGCGACGCGGUGCGCGUCACGCGCGCCGCCGGCUGCGCCUACCUGUGGAUCGACUCUCUGUGCAUCGUGCAGGGGCCCGACGGCGACUUCAACCGCGAGGCCAAGCGCAUGGAGCACGUCUACAGCGGCGCCGCCUGCGUGCUGGCCGUCAGCCGCAGCGGCGGCGGCGGCGGCGGCCUCUCCUCCUUCGGGUUCCUGCACCCGCGCCGGACGGCGGACUUCGUGGCGCUGCGGAGGAAGGCGGAUGAAGGGCGCCCCGGCGUGUUUUACGUCUGCGAGAAUGUGGGCGACUUCAAUGGCCACGUGCUGGAGGGCACGCUGAGUCGGCGCGGGUGGGUGCUGCAGGAGCAUGCGCUUGCCCGGCGGACGGUGUUCUUUACGGACUGGCAGAUGUAUUGGGAGUGUGGGGAGGGGUUCCCGCAGAUCCUCAUGGACGCGCGACAGGGAGAGCGAAUCCUGCGCGUCCAGGACCUGUACAAACGCUACUCGCGGCUCGAGCUCACCAACGCCUUUGACCGCCCCGUCGCCAUCGACGGGCUGCAAGCGCGCAUUCUGAGCGCGUUGAAGAGUCGGGGCGGGCUGGGCGUGCUUGACGAGGGCCCCGGGAAGAAGGGCCUGCUCCGGCGCAGCCUGCUCUGGCACCGCGCCGACCAGACUGCGCGGCUGGACCGGAUUGUCUUUCCCGCCGCUCGGGCUAUAUCGGUGGUGCCAUCGUGGUCUUGGAUGGCCUACACGGGCGCCAUCGACUACAUCAGUCCCGAGUUCGGCAGCGUCGAGUGGGAAGAGAUGCAGUCGCCUUGGUCUGGCCGACACUCUCCCUUGCUAUCUGAGGGGCAGGGGGGAAAUAUUGCCUUGGUUGCCAAGGCCAGGCAGUACGACCCCUUCAAGGCCAAGCCGGAAGACACGAAGCUCGUGUUUGACUCGCCGGGUUUGUCGGAGCAGGGCGAGACCCUGUGUGUCGUUCUGGGCCAGCAGACGGACUCGAUGCGAAGGACGUAUCUCAUUCUAGUACGCAGCACGGCGGGGAGGGACAGAAAUGGGAGCAAGAUCUACGAAAGAGUCGGGGCUGGGUAUCUGCCAGGAAAUUGUAUCGGAGAGGAGAGAGGGAUGGUGACGAUUCACUAA
Messenger RNA from Thermothielavioides terrestris NRRL 8126, 3519 nucleotides. RefSeq lists its product as uncharacterized. Gene Ontology annotation, biological process: protein phosphorylation. The transcript is spliced from 3 exons. Bases 1 to 3519 code for a protein of 1172 amino acids. The record is from RefSeq and is a predicted model, not a curated record. Lineage: Eukaryota; Fungi; Ascomycota; Sordariomycetes; Sordariales; Chaetomiaceae. Gene Ontology annotation, molecular function: protein kinase activity; ATP binding.